Molecule: messenger RNA, 2373 nt
Organism: Schistosoma spindalis
Lineage: Eukaryota; Metazoa; Platyhelminthes; Trematoda; Strigeidida; Schistosomatidae
Source: the annotation of a GenBank genome assembly
CAAAUGAGUUGGCCAAGAAUAUCGAGUUGCUUAGUCUAUAGACAAUUCAGUCAACAGAAUUUCAUCCGUAUUAAAGACCUAUUAACAAGAUAUCGAUCAGUUUUCGACUAUCACUUAAUACAUAAUCCGUUUACAUAAUUCUAUUACAGUUCUAGUUUAUGUUGUUGUUAGUCCGAGCAAUCAAUCAAUCAAUCAAUGGAUAAAUCCAUAUCCUCAUUUCAAUCAUUUUGAAAUUCAACGAACUGACCUGUGUGUUUUAAGGUAACCUGUUUUUAUUGGAAUAGGUAAAGAUCAACUGAUCUUGGGAACGAUAAAUCGUCAACGAUAAAUUCCCCAAUAGCAACAACAACAACAAACAUUUCAAUAGUGAAAUGAAAAUCUGUUCAAACAGUUUCAACUUUACUCUAAUUAUAUUUUGCUACUCUAACAAUCAAAUGACCUCAUUACAUUGAGCAGAAGAAGGAGAAGAAGAAGAAAUAGAAGAAGAAGAAAAGAAGAGAGUUUUAACUAUCUAGUAUGAUAAUAAUAAUAAUAAUAGCAAUGAUAUUGGUCCAAUAUAAUCAUUUUAUCGAACAUACGAUUGGAUAGUUCCACUCGUAUAGUUUGUUCAAACAAAUACUCGUGAUAUCCUACACAAUCUAUGUAUAUAUAAAGAGAGACACAUUUUUACAUAGAGAUGUAUGAGACUGUCUCAUUGAAAUAACUAAUUAACAACUAACCAACUAACAAACGAUGAACAGUUUAGAAUCGUAUUGUUUAUCAUGUAAAACUGGUGCAAUUGUAGAGAAUCCAAUGAAAACUCUUCCAUUGAAAUGGAAAGCAUGGAACACAUUAAUUGAUCGAUUGCCGGAGCUAUCGAGAAAUCGAAGUUUGAGAAAAGAAGUAGAAUUAUUACCACUUUUAGAUCUGGACGGUCUUGAUAAUCAUAAGGAAUUGAGAUUGGCACAUAAAAUUCUUGCCUUCAUAUCUUCAGUUUAUGUAUGGCAAGAUGGAGAAGGUGGUGAAACAGAGUCAUUACCAGUACAAAUCGCUAAACCACUAUUACAAGUAUCUGAUAGACUUGGUAUACAACCCAUACUGACAAAUGAAGAUCUCGUUUUAUCCAAUUGUAUUCCUUCAACUUUGCCAAAAGAAGAACAAAGUUUGAGUUUUUUACAAUCUAUACACAACCCCACAUAUCACGGAAGUUGGGAAGCGUUCAUAACUCUGAGUGCCGAAUGUGAACUAUUCUUUGCCCCUAUAUUACUGGAAAUGAUGAAUGCCAUUAAAGCCCAAGAUCCAUUGAAUGAAGAUGUCAUCACAGAAUGUUUAGAAAAUAUAGUGAAAGCAUUUGUACAAUUUAGAAAUGCACUAAAGAACUUUUAUGGUAAAUUGAAUGGAGAAGAAUUCUAUGUCGAUUUAAGACCCAUUUUGUGUGGUUGGUCUCAUGGAAAACUUAAAGACAAGGGUUUAAUUUACGAGACGAAUUCACAACACAUAAAUAAUAAUAAUAAUAAGAGUAAUGAGAAUGAGAAUAAGAAAGCCAUAUCAAGUUGUCCAUUUUCUGGUGAACAAUACACCAGCAACACGGAUCGACGGAAGUGUAUUGGAGCAAGUGCAGCACAGUCAAUAACGAUUCAGACGUGUGAUGCAUUUUUCCAGAUAAAACAUGAUCCUGAGGAUGAAAAAUUCUUCCGUAAUAUGCAGACAUAUAUGAUAAAAGAACAUCGACAGUUUCUUCAAGAUCUAGCAAUGCACAGUCGAAUCCGUUGUAUAGUUGCUGAAAGCAAAUCUUCUCGUAUGAGAACAGCCUAUAAUCAAUGUCUGCAAUCAUUGUGGAAUUUCCGAAAUGCUCACAUAUCAUUAGUUAAAAGAUUCAUUAUACAACCAUCACAAAGUGUAGAGGCUAAAAUAAAACAACUUGAUAUUAAAGGAACCGGUGGUCAAUGUAAGUUGUUUUAUUCAAUCAACUUCUAUUUUGAUUGGGAUCAUGAAUGGAUGAAUGAUAGACCAGAAUGGUAAAACUGGAAAAAGUUGACGGCCGUUUCGUCCUAGUAUGUGACUUGUGAGCAGUGCGCAUUCAAGAUCAUGCUUGCGGGAUUUGAUCAUAGAACAUUCGAUCUCACAUAUUGGAUAGUGGAUGAAACAGUCGUCCAGUGCUCUCAGGUUUUCAAUGGUGGUCUAACAUUCAUCCAUUCAUGAUCGCAAUUAAAAUUCAAGAAUCUCCACAACUCUUCACUGGCAUUUUCUAUUUGUAUACAAUUUUAGGUUUAAAUGUCUUCCUUCAACGUGUACGAGAUGCAACACUAUCUGCAUCUUUGGAUUAAUUGAUUUCCUUGCAAAUGAUAUCAGUUUAUACAAGAAUAUAAUCUUUUUGUUUUAUGCAAAUAAUGA